Messenger RNA from Rosa rugosa (rugosa rose), 1287 nucleotides. RefSeq lists its product as uncharacterized. Bases 1 to 1065 code for a protein of 354 amino acids. NCBI's taxonomy places the organism in Eukaryota, Viridiplantae, Streptophyta, Magnoliopsida, Rosales, Rosaceae. The record is from RefSeq and is a predicted model, not a curated record. The transcript is spliced from 4 exons. Gene Ontology annotation, molecular function: nucleic acid binding; zinc ion binding.
AUGGCCAGACGACAGCCAGUCGCGGGAGUGAAGGGUCGGAAGCUCUGGUUUCGGCCUUUCUGCUACACCUUCAGAUCCGAUCUUCAGUAUUUAAAGCCAAAAUUUCAAGUUAAAAUGGACAGUCUGGAUCCAGCGAGCAUUUGUCCAGUUCGUCUGCAGCUACAGUACGUUACCACUAUACGCAAUUGUCACACAGCUUUGCAUUCUGGCAUUUCCCUGUCCCACAUUGAGCCUCUGAAUGGGUCUAAUUUCAAAAGAUGGAAAGAAAAUGUUGAGCUCUAUCUUGGUCUUCAGGGCAUCGAUUUCUGUUUGACUGACCCUGAGCCUAUUAUUAAUGAUCAGAGUGAUGAACCUUCAAUUGCUAGGCAUAGAGAUUGGCACAGGGCGAAUAGAAUGACGAAACUUAUCUUGAAGCAGACUAUGUCACCAAUUGUGAGGGGUAGUGUGAUUGAACCUGAAACUGCUUUAGAAUUUAUGACUGCCAUUGGGUUAAAGUUUACAGAGAAUGUGAAGGCUGAGAUAUCACUAUUGCUGGAUAGGCUGAUAACCUCUAAGUAUGAUGCAUCAGGUAGUGUCAGAGAGCACAUCAUGAAAGUUAUUCAGAUUACUACUAGGUUGGCAAACUUAGAAAUUGUCUUUCCAGAUGCUUUUAUUGUCCAUCUUGCCUUGAGAAAUCUCCCUGCAACCUUUAGUCCACUGAAAACAGCAUAUUUUGCUCAGAAAGAGCAGUGGGAUCUGAAUGAAUUAAUAGCUAUAUGUGUGCAAGAAGAAGAGCUGCAUAAGAGAGAGGGUACCGUUUCAGUCAAUUUAGUUAAUAAGCCGAGCUGGAAGGGUAAAGGGAAAGCAGCAGGGUCUAGUGCAGUAGCUAUUGCUGGUUCUGGUGAAGGUACUAGUGGAGUUAAGUCCACCAAACUUAGCCCCAAAAAGGCAGCAGGCAAGAUGAAAAAGGCUGGAAAUUUUAAGUGUUUUUUCUGCAAAAAGGAGGGGCACAUUAAGAAAAACUGCAAGGGCUUCAAGGAUUGGUUAGCUAAAAAGGGACUUCCUAACAAAGAGGGCCCCAAAUAGAAGUGAAAUCAAUGUCUCAGUAGGAAACGGAAUGGGAGUGGCUGUCAAAGCUAUAGGGACAGUCAAGUUGUCUUUAGGAUCUGGCUCUAGUUAUAUUUUGGAUAAUGUUUUUUAUAUUCCCUCUAUGAAGAGGAAGUUGAUUUCAGUAGCUCGUUUGGUUAGGAAUGGAUGUACUUUUUUCAUCAAUCUUGAAGGAAUAAAAAUCUCCCAUUCUUCUGGUUA